Messenger RNA from Diorhabda carinulata, 2971 nucleotides. RefSeq names its product protein N-lysine methyltransferase METTL21D-like. Gene Ontology annotation, biological process: peptidyl-lysine methylation. Gene Ontology annotation, cellular component: cytoplasm; cytosol. Bases 684 to 1328 code for a protein of 214 amino acids. Gene Ontology annotation, molecular function: protein-lysine N-methyltransferase activity. Lineage: Eukaryota; Metazoa; Arthropoda; Insecta; Coleoptera; Chrysomelidae. The record is from RefSeq and is a predicted model, not a curated record. The transcript has 3 exons.
AUAAAAAUCUCUUGAUUACGCAUUAUUUUUUGAUUAUACAGGAAGAUAGUGAUUUUUAGCAAUACUUUCAGAAAUAGGUAUUUUUUAAAGAUUCUUAUAUAAGGCUUAUGGUGAAUUGACUAUAAAAAGAGUUCACAUAGGAGAACAGUUUUUAUCAGUGAUAUAAAAUCUUCUAUAAUUAGAGUUAUAUAUAGAGAGGAAUAGCGUUUUCAUUCAAUAACUCACCAAUCAAUAUGUAUAAUUUUUAACGUUUGUUUUUGACACGAGCAUAAACUUUUAAUACUAAGAAACAUACUAGAACUCUUGAAAAUUUGAAUAUCUAUCUAAUAAUCAAAUUUAUAAAUAAUUCUUUAUAUUUCAAUUGAAAUAUUAAUUUGCCUUCUGAUGUUCCGCCUAUGGUUCAAAUGACCAUCAUCUCAAUCGACCUCAUGCUCAUAAUCGACGCCUGCGUAAUUCUUAUGCACUUUGGACCUUAAAAUGUUAUGAGUAAGGAGUUACUGUUAUAUUUUGAUCUGGUGGAUAAGUGUUUGUUACAGAUAACCUUCAUACAUAUAUAUGUAUAUUUAUUAGUGUAGUUUUAAUUAGUAUAUAUACAAUAAUUUCUCAAGAAUAUGUCAAUUACACAACAGUAUUAUUAUAUUGUUGCUGUAUCUUAUUAACUGAAAAUAUUAGAUAAUGCAAUAAUGGAAAACACGUUUAUUCGAGAAUUAGAUAUAAACAUUGGUUCAAGAAGUACAGUAUUAAAAUUGCACCAAAAAAUAGAAGGCGAUGUUAGUUGUGUAGUUUGGGAUGCGGCAAUAAUUUUAGCUAAAUAUUUAGAAAAAUUGAAUGAAAAUAAUGUAGGAUAUUUUAGAAAUAAAGCAAUAAUUGAAUUAGGAGCAGGAGUGGGUUGCGUUGGAAUAACUGCAGCUGCAUUAGGUGGUGAUGUUACUUUAUCAGACUUACCAGAAGCUUUACCAUUGCUGAAUUUAAAUGUAAUAGAAAAUAAAAUGUGUUGGGAAGGAAAUCAGGGUUUAAUACGAAUAAUUCCUCUAGAUUGGGGAACAGAGGUUGAAUUAAAGUCUCCAGAUAUAAUUUUAUUGGCAGAUUGUGUUUAUUACGAAGAGUCAGUAUUGCCAUUAAUAAGAACAUUAAAAGCAUUAGCAAGAAGUGAUACAGAAAUUUUAGUAUGCCAGGAAAUUAGGGAUACUCAGAAACAAGUGGAAUGCUGGGAAUUGUUUAUUAAAAAUCUCAAGAAGUAUUUUACAAUUACUAUAGUACCAAUGGAAGAUCAUCAUGAAGAGUUCUCUAGCUUGGAUAUUGUGAUUUUAAAAUUAAUAAAAUUGUAACAUUUUUAUAUCUUUUAGAAAGAAAAAAUUACACAUUUCUCGGGAUCUAUGAACAGUCUUUCGAUGAAUUGGAUUCAAUUAAAUGUAAACUGAGUUGAGAUUUGUAUGUGACACUGUACAAUGCAAUUAACCAAAUAACUUGAGUAAAACAGCAUUAGACCCAUUUACAAGUGAAAGAGAGGUAACUAUAGACGCAUCCACCCUUAAUAGAGCUAAGCUGAUAUUUUCCAAUGAAGUUAAGUAGUCGUCCUGGAUAAAAGAUGGUAUUAUGGGUGUACCAAAUAGAUAUCAAACCCACCAUCACACUUCCAAAUAAAACAAAUAUCAGGCAAAACUUUUCAAAAUUUAAGGGCUUGAUCUGCUUGGUAUCACAGGGGUGAUGUCAACAUACUCCUACCACAGCCUUAGAGGCGAUGCUAAAAUCUGUCUCACCUUCAUCUUAUAGUAAAAAAAAAUUUUAAACCAGACAAUCUGAUAGGUCAUUUAAUGAUUCUACAAUUGAUUAAAGUAGAAAGCAGUGACAAACCAAUGGACCCAAUUCAUAGCAUGACAAACAUCCCAUUUGAUGUGGUAACCUCUCUAGUAUAUAGAUGAUUUGAAACUAGCUCAGGUAACUGAAUUGGGCAUUUUUCAACUAAAAGACAAGCUCUCUGUACCAUUGGAAAAAUUACUCACUAUUUUUCAGGUAGAGUUUAUCUAUAUCUAUGCUCAGGAGUGUUGGCAUCUGUUGUAAGCACAUUCUCUUCGAUAGCUAAGCGGCCUUCAAGGGUAUUGAGUGCACGUCCAAGCUAGUGAUGGCGUACAAACGAACCCACGAAGUACUACCUAUCAGAAAUAAAGUAACUCUAAUGUGGCAAACAUGGUAUACCAGGCAAUGAAGCAGACCACCUAACUAAAAAAAGGGCAAAUAUGUUUCAGACCAGAGACCUACUGUAAUGUCAUGAGGAGUCACAUCAAUAACAAAUAGAUGACUAAAAAAUCAGAUGGAGUCUUAUUGUCUAAGACAAUCCAAAAUUCAUAAUCAUAUCAGCUAAUAAGAGUGACGAACUUCUUGAGUCCGAAAUCGUCAUUAAACUGCCCUUUAUGACGAUGGGCAUAACAGAGAACAGCAACUGCAGAUUCUGCGAGAUAGCCAUAGAGGCAGCAGAACAUCUCUGCAAAUGUCCUUUCGAUUUCAUCAAAAAGCUUAGGUAUCUCGAAGGAGUGCUAAUUCAUUGUGAAAUAAGACUUAGGUAACCCCCAAAACUAGCUUUCAUUGAGAAGAGUCUAUGUAUUUCUGAAGUAGAACAAUAAGAUGCAGAAUCUUGUAAAAAAUAUCUUUUAAGUAUAGGUGUAGAGUAGCUGAAAAACUAAUACGAUUCACCAAACAAUCUACAAUCUAGGUUAUUUUUAAAAUGUAGUAGCUCUAUGAAUAGUCAAAGGUGAUAUAAAGUCAUGCCUUGAGAAUAUUUUUUUUUUGUUUGGUAGUCAUAACUUAAUUUUCCAAUUUUAUAUUAAAAGAAAAUGUGAACAGUCUUGGUUUUAUUAUUUAAAAUAUUGUUAAACUUGAGUUGAUGCCUAGAGUUUCUUAUUGUACAUCAAACUAUUCUACAUGUAACAGUUAUUCAAGUUGUUCAAGGUCAAAGUAAAAAAUCAGAAAACGG